Molecule: messenger RNA, 923 nt
Organism: Stegostoma tigrinum
Lineage: Eukaryota; Metazoa; Chordata; Chondrichthyes; Orectolobiformes; Stegostomatidae
Product: ral guanine nucleotide dissociation stimulator-like 1
Exons: 5
Coding region: 133-483 (116 amino acids)
Source: RefSeq, a predicted model, not a curated record
AGGUUUGACGAUACUUCACCUUUCUCAUUCCUCAGACUCCAACCCACUUUGAUUCUGAAAGAUUUGACUGUUGUUUCCGGUCAGUCAGCUUGCCGAAGCAGUCAGAUUUCCGUCAUACUACUCAGAAUAAAAAUGGCAUCAGGAGAUGAGCUUCCAUCCCAUCUCGCUGUCGAUACCUCCAACGUUCAAAUUCUUAACUCUGAGACCUCAAAAAGACUCGUCGAAAAUUUUGUAAUCGCUCUCAUGAACAAGGAGCGUUUCUACAUCCGCACAUUCUUUUCGACAUACAAAGCAUAUACCACUGCUGAAAGUGUGUUGUACAUCCUCCUGGACAAAUAUGGAAGCUUUGACACCUCAGAGGCAGAAGAGAUUCCAGUAAUCGAUUCAGUGAGCACAAACAGCGGAAACAAUGAUAACAUUCCGAGCUGUGAGGAGCUUGAAAAUGCAAUUCCUCUAGAGACAGUUGCAGAGAUCAAAAAGUAAGUAUUGAUCCAAUGUGUGAGGAAAUGAUGCUUUAAUCAGAAUACAACUAUGUGAAGGGCAACCGCUGGAGGCCGCCAUUUUCAGGAACAUUAUUUAGAGACUUUCUCCUGAAACGUAGCAGCAUCUGUGGAGAGAAAGCAGAGUGGGCAAUUUGAGUUGAGGUUCUCCUGUUCAGAACUUCGCAUCUCUGAAGACGUGUCGCUUGGCUCAACUUGAACUCUGUUUUCUGUCUGUAGAUGCUGCAAAACCUGUUGAGUUUCUCCAGCAAUGUCUGCUUUUCUUUCAGCUUUUCGGCUUCUGUAGUUUGUUCUUUUACAUAAAAGAAACAGUUGGCUGUUGUUCUAAUAUUUGCUCUGUUCUUAGUGUUGUAAAAAGAAAUUUUAGAUGGAAGAUUGUGGUUCAUGCUGCAGGCCUUCUGCUGGAACUGCAACCUGGAGGCC